This is a messenger RNA of Sorghum bicolor (sorghum), 4897 nucleotides long. Its product is annotated as protein ETHYLENE-INSENSITIVE 2. Gene Ontology annotation, biological process: metal ion transport; ethylene-activated signaling pathway. Lineage: Eukaryota; Viridiplantae; Streptophyta; Magnoliopsida; Poales; Poaceae. Gene Ontology annotation, molecular function: manganese ion transmembrane transporter activity; cadmium ion transmembrane transporter activity. Bases 635 to 4453 code for a protein of 1272 amino acids. Gene Ontology annotation, cellular component: membrane. The record is from RefSeq and is a predicted model, not a curated record. The transcript has 8 exons.
AAAAACUGACACAUAAGAAAAGAGCAGCGAGCAAGCUGAAGCCUGAAGGUGAAAGCCUGAGCAGCUCGUCGUCCCCUUCCCCCCACUUCUUCCUCAGAUAAGGAGAGGCCCCAGGCCAGAGGGAAAAAAAAAGCAUCGAUUUUCCCCCCUUAAUUGGCCCAAGACCUCAGCCGCCGACCAGCAUCAGCAAGAGGCAGACAAGCUAGGUUUUACUGCUUUCCUUGGGCACAAAGAUCCGCUGACCUCUUGGUAAAAAUCCAACCUUUUUGUACUGUUUUCCCCCUGGGAAAACCUCCUUGUGGUGCAUAAACUGCUUAGUACACACUGCCAUCUCUGGAGAAGGAAACUGAGAACCACUAUCCAUAUCUGGCACGACCCUUGUCAAGAACCAUGGCUGUUCACUUGCCAUGAAGCUGCUUGAACUGGAGGCACCUAAAUGCUGUGGAUUGUUCCUAUGCAGAUGAUUGGAUCAGUGGUGUCAGGCUUCGGCGGUUUUGAUCAGAUGUUGUAUGAAUAAUAAGAGCAGGAUUGUUUGAGAGACUAUAGUUUGGGUACUGUUUGCUUCUCUAUUUACUGGUACGGUUUCCUACUGAUCUGCGGCUGCGCAGGGAGGCAUUCUCUUUUUUGCCGUACCAUGGAUGCCACGGAUGUUCAACAGAGCAUGGGAUUUAUGGAGUCCAGGGGUGGUAUGCCUAAGUUUUUCCAUGCCCUUGGACCGGCACUCCUGAUUUCAAUGGGGUACAUUGAUCUCGGGAAGUGGGUGGCAGCAGUUGAAGCUGGUUCUCGUUUUGGAUUCGACCUGGUGUUACUGGCUCUCCUUUUCAACUUUACUGCCAUUGUAUGUCAGUACCUUGCUGCUUGCAUUGGCACUGUCACAGGGAAGAAUCUUGCAGAGAUAUGCCACCAAGAGUACAACCAGCCAACAUGUAUUUUCCUGGGUGUUCAAGCUGGAUUGUCCUUGUUGACAUCAGAGCUGACUAUGAUUUUUGGCAUAGCACUCGGAUUCAACCUCCUGUUUGAAUAUGAUGAUCUCAUCACAGGGAUAUGCUUUGCAACAGUGGUGCCUAAUCUGCUACCAUAUGCUAUAUCCCACCUGGGAAAGAAGAUGGAAGGGACAGUAAAUGCCUGCAUAGCAGGAUUUGCACUUCUUAGUUAUGUGCUUGGCUUAUUGGUUAGCCAGCCACAAAUUCCUCUCACAAUGAAUGUAAUAUUCCCCAAGAUCAGUGGUGAGAGUGCUUACUCUCUGAUGGCACUUCUUGGUGCAAACAUAAUGGCACACAACUUCUACAUUCAUUCAUCAGUUGUCCAGGGUCAGAAAAAGUCGUCUGCAGUUGGUCUUGGCGCCUUAUUUCACGACCAUCUUUUUUCAAUAUUGUUCAUUUUUACUGGAAUCUUUAUGGUGAACUAUGUUCUAAUGAACUCUGCAGCAGCGGAAUCUACUAAUACUCUUCUCAUUACCUUCCAAGAUGUUGUAGAGCUAAUGAAUCAGAUAUUUGUAAAUCCUCUGGCACCAACUAUAUUUUUAGUGGUUCUUCUCUUCUCCAGCCACAUCAUCUCGCUGACAUCUGCUAUCGGUAGCCAAGUGAUUUCACAGCAUUUAUUUGGUAUAAACCUUCCUCUUUCUGGACAUCGUCUCCUGCUGAAGGUUUUUGCCAUAGUUCCUACUCUGUACUGGGCGAAAGUUGCAGGAGCUGAAGGGAUAUACCAAUUAUUAAUUAUAUGUCAGAUUAUCCAGGCCAUGCUCCUUCCAUCUUCAGUCAUCCCACUUUUUCGUGUUGCUUCAUCCAGAUCAAUAAUGGGAGCCCAUAGAGUGUCUUUGCAUCUGGAGAUACUGGUUUUUCUUGCAUUUCUCCUUAUGCUAUUUUCAAAUAUCAUAUUUGUGGCAGAAAUGCUAUUUGGUGACAGUGGCUGGAUGAACAAUCUGAAAGGAUAUACUGGAAGCCCUGUGGUGCUCCCAUAUACUGUUUUCAUUUUAGUUGCAUGUGUAUCUGUGGCUUUUUCACUGUACCUGGCUGUUACACCAUUGAGAUCUGGAAGUCAUGAAGCUGAAUCCCAUGAAUGGUCUGUGCAUUCUCAGAGAGAACUCUUGAAUACUCCUCAAGAAAGGGAAGAUGUUAAGGUGGACAAUGUUACCUAUGAGGAAGAUCAGAGAUCAGAUGUUGGCCCUUCUCCCAGGGAUGCGCCUGACAGCCAUCCGGAGCUGGCCAUGGACUAUAUUGAUACUUCUGACACUGCUGUAGAAUCUGAUCACGACUCUCAACAAUCUACUGCAUAUGCAUCCACUGCUCCUGAAACCUGCCCCUCCCCGUCAUUUACUCGUGAGGAGUCAAAAUCAGUUGUUGCAGUCAACUGGCCGGAGCCUUUGGAGAAGGUUCCUACUUCUACUGUGAUAGAGGAAAGCACAGUAGAAAGUGUGGUCUCUAGGAUCACGACUGAAAGAGAUGUUUUAGUAGAAACAGAUGUUUUCUCAGGCAAGGAUAAGGAAGAUACACAUGUUUUGGAGUCUGAGAAGUCAAUUGUUGAUAGCACCCCUUGUGUGUCUGAUGAUGGUCCACCAUCUCUUACCUUCAGCAGGGGAAAAGGCUCAGAUGCAGGAAAUGGCAAUGGUAGUCUCUCGAGGCUAUCCGGUUUGGGCCGUGCGGCAAGGAGGCAGCUAGCUGCUACUCUUGAUGAGUUCUGGGGGCAUCUGUUUGAUUACCAUGGUAAGCUCACUCAAGAAGCCAGCACAAAAAAGUUUGGUAUCUUGCUUGGGAUAGACCUUAGAACACCUACCACAGCUGUAAGAACGGAUAAGCAAGCUGUUGAAAUACCCAAGAGCCCACUGGUGAGAGACUCAAUGCGGGGGGCAGCUUUUUUGUCAAGUUCAGUGGACCUGAUGUCCCCUAAGAAUGAGACAUCGAAUUUGGAACUUGCAUAUGGGCUUCAGAGGGGACCGGCCAUGGGAUUGUCAAGCUGGUCUCAGGGUAUGCAGCUACCAAACACACAGCUGCAGAGCUCAAGCAACAGCCUACUUGAGCAAAGUGCAAGAUUAAACUCAAAUUUUAGUGCGCCAUCUUAUUCAGACAACAAUCAAUUCUACCAACCUGCAACAAUUCAUGGGUACCAGCUCACAUCUUACUUGAAACAGAUGAAUGCCAGCAGAAACCCUUACUCUAGCAUGCCACUGGACCCACAGCGGCUUCCAAAAUCAUCUGUGUCUGCUGUGCCAACCUAUGUUGAUUCCAUGAUGAAUGCUCGUAAUCAUAAUCUGCUUGCUUCACUGGGUGCUACUCCUUCACAGAUUCCUGCAACAUCCCGUGUAGGCUCAAUGAUGCCUGAAAGAUCGUAUUACGAUCCUUCCACUGUUGAUGGGAAUGAAAAUUCUGGUUCGCCUGCUUACUCAAAAAAGUACCACAGCUCACCUGAUAUGUCUGGAAUAAUCGCUGCAAGUAGAGCUGCACUGUUGAAUGAAGCAAAGUUGGGUGGUGCCAUUGGACCCCAGUCAUACCUUAGCAGGCUGGCGUCAGAAAGAUCUCAAUAUGCAAACUCAGCAGCCAGGCCUGCGGCUCCAUUAGCAUUUGAUGAGCUUUCACCUCCUAAGCUCCAGAGUGAUAUCUUCUCGGCGCAGUCGAGCAUGAGCCCAAGUGCUAGAUCCCUUUGGGCUAAGCAACCAUUUGAGCAACUGUUUGGCAUGUCAAGUGCAGAGCUCAGUAAAGGUGACUUCAAUCUUUCAGGCAGAUCAGGUGGCAUGGCCAAGGAUGAUUUCUCUUAUAAGGAAUCUGAGACAAAGCUUCUUCAGUCCCUCAGAUUCUGCAUUAUGAAGCUCCUUAAGCUAGAGGGAUCAGGGUGGCUGUUCAAGCAAAAUGGUGGUUGCGAUGAAGAACUAAUUGACCGAGUUGCUGCAUCUGAGAAGCUAUUGAUGCAAGGGACUACUGAGAAUCAACUGCUUCAUGGUGAUCUUCAGCAACAUACUUCUGAUCAGGUGGGCAUCCAAUACAUGCGCACACUUCCCAACUGUGGGGAGGACUGUGUUUGGCGCGCAUCACUCGUUGUUAGUUUUGGUGUCUGGUGCAUCCGCCGAGUGCUGGACAUGUCUCUAGUGGAAAGCAGACCAGAACUUUGGGGGAAGUAUACCUAUGUCCUUAACCGUCUUCAGGGAAUCUUGGACCCAGCAUUCUCCAAGCCUCGGAGUGCUCUGACCAUAUGUGCUUGUCUUCAGAAAGACAUCAGAGUGCUCAAUAGUCCACCCGGCAGUGGGCUAACAGCCAUGGGUCCCAUCCCCAUACCAAUCCGUGGCACCUUCACAACUGCAGGUGUGGUUCUGGAGACGAUCAAGGAUGUGGAGACCGCAGUCUCAGGCCGCAAGGGCAGGAGUGGCACAGCAGCGGGCGACGUCGCCUUCCCCAAGGGGAAGGAGAACCUGGCCUCUGUGCUGAAGCGGUACAAGCGGAGGCUCGCCAGCAAGGGACAGUAGCAGCGUCGGACAGCGAUUGCAAUGUUAGGAGUCUGACUAUUGUUCUCCAGGGACUGCCAUCGGCCUCCCUGAGUCCUGGAUUUUUUCGUUACAUGACGUUCGUAGGGACCGGUUGCCCGAUGAUCGUUUUGGUCCCUUCCAGCAAGUUUUUCUUCUUUUUUUUUUUUGUUUUUUUGGCAGUGUCAUGUUUUGUAAGGGCAACUACGUGUGUGCUCAAAAGAACCCAAGAUGUACACGCAAAGGAGAUGUAGUCUGCUGAUGCAGCAUUGUAAAGUCCACACUCUGCAGGUUAACCCUUUUUUGGGGCCGUCAAGUGUUAGCGCCCUAUGUAUGUUAUCAACCCUGCAGAGAGGUUGCAAAUACUGAACCACUCUCACAAACUUGCACCUGUCGAGAUCAUUUUGUAAUCUACUACAUCUUUGUUCAGAAUUGUUUUUUUUUUCA